This is a messenger RNA of Mya arenaria, 432 nucleotides long. Its product is annotated as periaxin-like. Bases 1 to 432 code for a protein of 143 amino acids. The transcript has a single exon. Lineage: Eukaryota; Metazoa; Mollusca; Bivalvia; Myida; Myidae. The record is from RefSeq and is a predicted model, not a curated record.
AUGCAGACGUUUCAAGCUGGAUUCCCACAGACCCGAAGAGAGCCACCUACCGAAGCUGGAUUUCCACAGACCCGAAGAGAGCCAACUCCCGAAGCUGGAUUUCCACAGACCCGGAGAGAGCCACCUCCCGAAGCUGGAUUUCCACAGACCCGAAGAGAGCCACUCCCGGAGCUGGAUUUCCACAGACCCGAAGAGAGCCGCCUCCCGAAGCUGGAUUUCCACAGUCCCGAAGAGAGCCGCCUCCCGAAGCUGGAUUUCCACAGACCCGAAGAGAGCCAACUCCCGAAGCUCGAUUUCCACAAACCCGAAGAGAGCCAAUUCCCGAAGCUGGAUUUCCACAGACCCGAAGAGAGCCACCUCCCGAAGCUGGAUUUCCACAGACCCGAAGAGAGCCAACUCCCUCAAAAUGUAUUAAGCGGGUUUAAAUCGUGA